CCAUCCUUACCAGCAGCGGCCAGCUACCGGGCCAGGAGCCACCACCACCACUAGCGGCCAGCUACCAGGCUAGGCCAGGAGCCAAGCUAACACUGGAGACAUGGCAACUAAAAAACUUGCAGAAGACAUGGAAGAAGUUAAGAAGUCUUUGAACUUUAUGUCUGAGGAACUAAGCAAGGUGGCAAAACAACAGACGGGACUACUGGAUUUAAUUGAGGAAAUGCGGAAAUUGAAGGAGGUGAUCAGGGAAAAAGACAAGAAAAUAGACGAACUGGAAAGAAGAGUUGAAGAUCUGGAGCAGUGCAUAAGGAUGGAUGAUCUAAUGAUAACAGGACUAAAGACAAACCAUUGCACUUAUGCAAGCAUCACAGCAGGUGACAAGGACGGACUAACAUUGAGGGUCAAACAAACUCUUAAAGACUUCAUCACUGUCAAAUCCCAGAUCAGCAGCAGCUAUCACGUCCUGACCUCCGACACCACUGACUCUAAAUCUUCUCGCAAUGAGGACUUCACCAGACCGCAUUUGCCCGACGUGAGGACGAUCACCGACAGAAACGAGUUCAUCUGGUAUUUCUGUGAUCUCACCCUGGACCCGAACUCGGCUCAUCAGAAACUCCGUCUGUCCAAUGGGAACAAGACGGCGACGUGUGGAGGCGUGAAUUCAUAUCCUCAAAAGCCCGAAAGGUUUAUCAGACCUGAACAGGUCAUGUGCAGGGAGGAGCUUAACAGGCGCCAUUACUGGGAGGUGGACUGGAGCAACAGCAGCAAUGACGACGUCGGCGUUGGUGUGGCGUACAAAAGCCUGAACAGGUAUGAUGGCUACCUCGGCGGAGAUACCAAGUCCUGGCUCUUCGUCAACAGGUAUGGGUCAUACUACCGCCUUCAUGGUGAAGAGCAGAAAGUGGCCGUUCCUUCUGGCGACUUCAGACGAAUCGGUGUGUUCCUGGACUGGCCUGCGGGGACGCUGUCCUACUACAAAGUGUCCUCCAACACCCUCACCCACCUCCACACCUUCUACAACACCUUCACUGAGCCUGUGUUCACUGCCUUCUUUGUUGGCACAGACUCCAGCUACGUCACCCUCCACCCUUUUAACUAAACGGACACUUUCAUUUGGUGUUUUUUGCUGCAGAAAAGCAUCACAGAAGUGGGCGUGGUUAAAAUGGCUGGAGUUAAGACCGGCGCUGAUUCAGAUUUAGAUGGUUUUUAGCUCCUCUGAUCAUAGGACAUGAGCUGUUGUAGAGGCGCCGCCUUCGUCACAGUCUUCGGUGGCAUCUUUGUCACUGUCUUCCUCACCUUCUUUGUCACCAUCUUCAUAACCGUCUUCCUUACCGUCAUCAUAACCAUCUUCCUCACAGUCAUCAUAACAGUCUUCAUAACCAUCUUCGUCACCGUCUUCAUAACCAUCUUUGUCACCGUCUUCCUCACUUCUUCCUCACCAUCUUCAUAACCGUCUUCCUCACCAUCUUCCUCACCGUCUUCCUCACCGUCUUCAUAACUAUCUUCCUCACCGUCAUCAUAACUGUUUUCAUUACCGUCUUCAUCGCCGUCUUCAUAACCUUCUUCAUAACUGUCUUCGUAACCAUCUUCCUAACCAUCUUCAUAGCCAUGUUCGUAACCGUCUUCGUAACUGUCUUCAUUACCAUCUUCAUAACCUUCUUUGUCUUUAUUAACAAUUUCUUCAAACAUCUUCUCCAAAACUACUUAGUCAGAAAUUUUGUUUCUUAACCCUAUAACACCAAAUGUAUCAUAUUUGAUCCAUGAGUUUUGA
Molecule: messenger RNA, 1771 nt
Organism: Sphaeramia orbicularis (orbiculate cardinalfish)
Lineage: Eukaryota; Metazoa; Chordata; Actinopteri; Kurtiformes; Apogonidae
Product: stonustoxin subunit beta-like
Exons: 3
Coding region: 101-1099 (332 amino acids)
Molecular function (GO): protein binding
Source: RefSeq, a predicted model, not a curated record